AUGCCGCUGCUCCGUUCUCCCUCCGCGCGGCGCCAGCUCCGGGCUGCUGCUGCUGCUGCUGCUUCCUGGCCGCGGCCGUGGAGGCGCUGCCGGGCUUCGUUGGGCGCCGGGAGCCCCAGCCAGCGGCUGAUCUCCACGCCCAUCUUCUACGUGAACGGCCCGCCGCACAUCGGGCACCUUUACUCCGCGUUGCUGGCGGAUGCGAUGCACCGGCACCGGCAGCUGCUGGGCCAGGCAGGGGGCCGCUUUGCCACCGGAACCGAUGAACAUGGUCUGAAGAUCCAGACGACAGCGGCAGCUGCAGGCACAUCCCCCGAACGGUUCUGUGACCGCGUCUCAGCCAAAUUCCGGGAGCUCUUCACCCAGGCGGGCAUCAGCUACACUGAUUUCAUCCGUACCACAGAGCCGCAGCACAAGCGGGCCGUAGAGCAUUUCUGGACCACCCUACGGGACCGGGGCUGGCUCUACCGGGCUUAUUAUGAAGGCUGGUACUGCACAGCUGAAGAGAGCUUCUUGGCCACUUCCCAGGUCACGGAACGCCCGGAUGCCCUAGGCCGCAGGCAUGUGGUCUCACUGGAGAGUGGCCACCAGGUGCACUGGACUAAAGAGGAGAACUAUAUGUUCAAGCUGUCCGAGUUCCGGGAACCCUUGCUGAGAUGGCUCCAGGAGAGGAAGCUGGCCAUAACUCCCAAGCCCUUCUACCAGCAGGUCCUGCAGUGGUUAGAGCAAGACCUGCCUGACCUCUCCGUAUCACGUGACCGGGCCCGGCUGUGGUGGGGCAUCCCUGUGCCCGGCGACCCGACCCAGACCAUCUACGUUUGGGUGGACGCCCUGGUCAACUAUCUCACCAUCAUGGGCUAUCCUGAGGGACACCGCGCCUGGUGGCCCGCCGCCUGCCAUGUGGUGGGCAAAGACAUCCUCAAGUUCCACGCCAUCUACUGGCCAGCCCUGUUGAUGGCUGCUGGGCUGGAGCCUCCGGAGCAGAUCUUGGUCCACUCUCACUGGACGGUGCAAGGACAGAAGAUGUCCAAGAGCCUGGGAAAUGUGGUGGAUCCAUGGGCCUGUUUCCGUCGGUACUCAGUGGACGGCUUCCGGUACUUCCUGCUGAGGCAGGGCGUCCCCGAGCGCGAUGGCGACUACUACGACGAGAAGGCGGUCAAGCUGAUCAAUUCGGAGCUGGCAGACGCUCUGGGGGGGCUCCUCAACCGUUGCACGUCCCCCAGCCUGAACCCCAGCAGCACCUACCCAGGCUUUUCGGAGGCCUGCUUCCCUAGGGACAGCGGGGGCUCUGGCAAGGCCUCAGUGGAGGACUAUGAGCUGGUGUCAUCGGUAGGAGCCCUGCCUCAGCAGGUGAGCAGCCAUUUUGAAUGCUUCCAGAUCUACAAGGCUUUGGAGGCCAUUGUGAACUGCGUGAGGCAGACCAACGGCUUCGUCCAGAGGCACAGACCCUGGAAACUGAGCCGUGAGGAUCCAGAACAGCAGCUAUGGCUAGACACCAUCCUCCACGUCGCUCUAGAAUGUCUCCGGGUUUACGGGACCCUGCUGCAACCGGUGAUCCCAGCCAUGGCAGAUAAGCUCCUCACCAGGCUGGGAGUGAGGAGUCCCGCAGAAAGGUCUCUGAGCAACGUGGACUUCCUUUCCCGCUACCACGGCAAAAAAUCCCCCUUUGAAGGGAGGACGCUCGGACCUGAUGCUGGGCUCCUGUUUCCCAAGCUGAAGAAAGCCAAAGACGGAAGCUGAGGAGAACCUUACAUUUUAAAAAGCAAUCAUUCUGAAUAAAAUAUUUGGGAAGAAGAUGUGGCACAGGGAGAAUGGAGUCUUCUGAGAGUGUCUGUUUCCGCAGUCCCCAACCUGGUGCCCUUCAAAAGUGUUGGAUUACAACUCCCAUCACUCCUGGCUGGGGAAUGAUAGGUGUUGUAGUCCAACACCUCUGGAGAGCGCCAGGUUAGGGAAGGCCGGUCUAUUUCCUGCUUUCGGAAGGAAAACAUUGGUAGCAUCUCCGCCUGAUGAUGCUUUGGCCAAUGGCUGCAGGCGCUGAGUGUAUGUUUUGUCUCUGGUUAAAUUCACAAGAAUUCUCUUGACAAAGGACCAUUCCAAACGCUUGAAGUGAGAGCCAGCCUGGCUGGCUGGGAUGCAUCAUCCUCUGAUGGUCCCACCGGGGAUAAGAAUUCCUGUUUAGGUGCCUCUCUCUCAUGCAAACACACGAAUUAGCGUAACACCCAACUUGUGCCUUGAGAGCUCCUUCUCUUCGCUGUUCUUUCCUGACGGUGCCUUAGCUCUUGAGAACGUCAGAAGAGCCCUGCUGGGUCAAACGAAAGUCCCAUGUAGACCGGCGUUCUGUUCCCACAGUGGCUAGCUCCAUGUGCCAAUGGGAAGCCCACACUCGGGAUGUUCCUUAGAAAUACAUAUUCAGAGGCGUACCUUGAAGUGUGAAACAUGUCAACGCAUUGAACGUGCCAGUUUUUUCUUGGUGGAACGGCAG
Elgaria multicarinata webbii is the source of this 2482-nucleotide messenger RNA. It is a transcript of the gene MARS2, whose product is annotated as methionyl-tRNA synthetase 2, mitochondrial. The coding region runs from base 1 to 1740 and encodes 579 amino acids. The record is from RefSeq and is a predicted model, not a curated record. Gene Ontology annotation, biological process: methionyl-tRNA aminoacylation. The transcript is spliced from 3 exons. Lineage: Eukaryota; Metazoa; Chordata; Lepidosauria; Squamata; Anguidae. Gene Ontology annotation, molecular function: ATP binding; methionine-tRNA ligase activity.